AUGAGUAAUACAUUAUAAUCAUAUGAAAAUACCUGUCAUCAAUAUGAGCAGGAUCAGAUAUAGUUUAAGAGAAGGAAGGACAUGAACCUUAAAGAUGAGUAUUCCAUUAAAGAAAAGUAAAGGGGAGUCUUUGAUUUUGAUGAAACAAGCCAAAAAGAAAAUUAAACGUAUAAAGCAUUCAGUUUUAGAUAGAUAAAUGUCUUAGAUGAAAAAACAAUAGACGAAAAUUUGAAUCUAAUUAAUAGUUAUGAUCAUAAUGUAAGAGUGCUGGAUCUUUCAAAUUCCAAAAUGACUUCUUUACAUGAAGGAAUAUAACAAUACAUUCGUUUAUCGAUUAUCAAUUUAGCCAAUAAUCUAUUUCAGGAAGUUCCAAAUUGUAUAUUUGAAUUAUCUCUAUCACACAUCAAUCUCAAUAAUAACCUAUUAAAGAGUCUCAAAUUGGGGGAGAAGUGGAAAACUUCAUUAGAGAGAUUGGAUGUUGGCAAAAAUCAUAUACGUAUUUUACCAGAUGAAUUAUUUCAAAUGGAACAACUUAAAAUUGUUGAUUUAAGAAGCAAUGAUUUCACAAAGAUACCUAAAGCAAUAUUGAAUUUAGAGAAGUAACUCAAAGGACUUGGUUUAGAUUGGAUUAAGUACACUAAUCAAAUCUAUUAUUCAUCCAAGAAAGACAUGAUGAUAGCAGAUGAUCUCUAAAGAUUUUGGGAUUAAAUAAAUCAACUCCUCAAAGAUAAUGAAUUUAUCAUUUGCCACGAUUACUUGAUAUACAAUCAAAAAUAUCAUGAUGAUCAAAUUCAAGAUUCAAUCACUGUUCAAAUCCCAAAAUAAUCCAACAUUACUAGAGCAACUUAAAGAAAUACUGAAUUAACUCUCUAAGAAUUGUCAAGCAGUUGCCAAUUCAUCUAGACCAAAACCCUAGGUUAGGAUGCUGAUGUCUCUGACAAUGGGUCGAAUCUAAUGCAUAUUGCAGUUGAGAAUGAAGACAUAGGGGUUGUGAGAGCCCUUCUCAAUAUAAGAUUCGAACUAUCCUCUUAAUUGGAUGAUGCUUCUCACACUCCCCUUUCAUUAGCGAUCAAAGAAGAAAAAUACCAUUGUGCCAAAAUAAUAAUAAAUGCAUCUACAAAUCUAAAUAUAGGAGGAGGAGAAUACAACAGUGUUCUUAACUAAGCUGUGAGUAAAAUGUAAUACUACUUAAUCAGAGACAUUUUAAAUGCCAAAGUUUAAAUUAACAAGUAAGAUAAAAAAGGUAAUGGUCCUAUGCAUAAUUUGAUUCCAUCUUUUAAAAAGAAUCUAUAAGAAGCCACAAAAAUUGGGCACUUGUUGAUCGAAAGAGGUGUUGACUCUAAUCAAAGGAAUAUCAAUAAUAACACGCCUUUGCAUUUGGCUAUCAAAAAGUCAUCCUAUUCUGCAUUGCGUUUUGCAAUAUCAAUAAAUGAAUAAUACUAACGAGAUGUUUUUUCAUUCAAAUUGCUGGGUCACAAAGGCAAUUCAGUGAUGCAUUUUGCUGCCAAGAGUGAAAAUAUUAAAAUAAUUUUAUAGCUUUACUCUAUCAAUCCUUACUUGCUGUUUACAUAUAAUGAAGAACAAAAAAGACCGUUUGAUAUUAUCCAAAAGAAUUAUACCUUAAGCAAACUAAUUUCAGUUUUAGAACUCAUCUUUAUAAGGAAUCAUAUUUUUAAAUAACAUAAAGACCCAUAUAGCUCAUCUAUUGUCUAGCCUAUCAAGAAGGAAGAAAAAGAUAAGAUGAAAUAAAAGGAAUAAACUAUUGAGAUUUCGAAGAAAAACAGUUUUGAUUUAAUUGAAUCCGAUGAAGAAGGCACAAACAGAAUUGGACUCAAGAAUUUUCAAAUAUUACCGAAUUUAAAGAGACAGUAGUCGUAGCCUCCGAAACGACCGAGUAUUAAGAAGGAGAACAAGGUGUCCUGUGAAAAUGUUGGACCGAUAUUUAUUCAUAAAUCAAUUUAAUAGGAUAGAAAUGAUAUCAAGCAAAUAGAAUUAUAGAAUUAGCAAAAUAAUAGCAAAUAUAAUAAAAAUAAAUUUAUAAAUAAGUAGAUCCAUUAAUUAUUAAAGGAUAUAGAAAAUAUUCAAAGUUAAAUGUAGACAUAGUAAGAUUAAUACUCUUAAAUUGCUUUGGAAAAAAUAUUUAAUGCUUUAAUUCAAUAAUUAAAUUAUUUCAAGGAGGAUCCUCUCACAAGUUUAAUGAUUCAAAAUGCAACUUAAUUAUAGAAACUUUAGUUUGAAUCUAGGCAAACAGCAAACCUUUCUUAUGAUACUUCCCCGUUAUUCUUAGAAUAUGAAUAAUUUAUGAAGCUAUGA
Molecule: messenger RNA, 2313 nt
Organism: Paramecium tetraurelia
Lineage: Eukaryota; Ciliophora; Oligohymenophorea; Peniculida; Parameciidae
Exons: 5
Molecular function (GO): protein binding
Source: RefSeq, a predicted model, not a curated record